This is a messenger RNA of Neomonachus schauinslandi (Hawaiian monk seal), 426 nucleotides long. RefSeq names its product chromosome unknown C9orf116 homolog (gene PIERCE1). The coding region runs from base 1 to 426 and encodes 141 amino acids. The record is from RefSeq and is a predicted model, not a curated record. The transcript has 3 exons. Gene Ontology annotation, biological process: axoneme assembly. Gene Ontology annotation, cellular component: axonemal microtubule. NCBI's taxonomy places the organism in Eukaryota, Metazoa, Chordata, Mammalia, Carnivora, Phocidae.
AUGUCGGAGGAGAGCCCUCGAGAGUGCGCGGUGGCUGCCGAGCCCGGGGCCCCCACGCCGCCGGCUCCCGCGCCCUCGCAGAGGACGAGCGACUACUACCGCGUGGACGAGGACCUGCCGGCCAGGUUCAACAACCCGGCGUGGUUUCGGGGCUACGGGACCAAGGAGCCUGUCUCGGUGUACAGGACCAGUAACCAAGCUUAUGGGAGCAGAGCCCCCACUGUGCACGAGAUGCCGAAAGUAUUUUAUCCAAAUUCGAACAAAUUUUCCAGACAACUUGCAGCUAGUGGAAUGUUCCAGAACAAUACUUUCAACGUCUGCAUGGAGAAGAGCAUUGUGACGGGUCCCGACAACUACAUCACCUCCUACGACCGGUUCAACUUCCACCCCAGUUACAACAUCAACAAGCCGUCCAUCUGUGAUUGA